AUGGAGAAGGCAAAACAUGAACGAACGACUAUCAAAGGUCAACUUACGCGAUUCGCGACUCUUUUAAAUCAAGAACCCGUUAACGUUAGUAAUAUAAGAGUGCGGUUACAAAAGGCGGAGUUGCUUUAUGAUAAAUACGAGACGGCGCAAUCGAUCAUUGAAUUAGCGGUCGCCGACGAUGAAGACGCGCUAGGUGAGCAAGAAAAAGAUAGAGCCACAUUCGAGUCGAACUAUUAUAGCGCGAUCGCGAAAGCGCGAGGAAUUAUUGAACGCGCGAAUGGAACGGCGUCACGCGCAUCAGCCGACAACGCAAAUAAUCAAAAUACUCAACGAGCGGACGAUUCAGUUGGACAGAGUAUGAACGUGAAGAAACUAGAAGUACCUACAUUUAAUGAAAAGCUUCAUUGCUUAAAUCAAUCGGUUACCGGAGAAGCAAAACGCGCGAUCGCAGCCUUUACGUUAACAGCGGAUAACUAUGCAGCAGCAUGGGAAACGUUAAAGUCACGUUAUGAAGACGAGAACGAACUAUUAACUCACCACGUCAGAGGACUUUUCGAAGCACCGGCAGUCAAGAAUAAUUCUCAGAGUGAACUUAGAUUAUUGAUAGAUACGGUAUACAAUCAUUUAAAAUGCUUGAGUACGUUGGAAGAACCCGUUGAGUCAUGGAACACUUUGAUUAUGUAUUUACUUUGGUCAAAAUUAAAUGCCGAUAUGAAAAGAGAGUGGGAAAAGGAGAUAGCAACUAAAACUGAACGCGUUACAUUAAGCGAGUUUAAAAUCUUUUUAGAAAGGCAUUGCAAAUAUUUGUAUAAAACGGGAAAGAACUCGACACCUGCGAACACCUCGAACAAAGGAAAUAAGCCGCAAAGCAGCGGCACGAAACAAAUGAAAGCCUUUUCGACCAGCAGCAAGAGCUGUGUGUUAUGCAAGGGAGAGCACGCCAUUUACGCGUGCGAGGAGUUCAAAAAACUUCCUGCAUCAAUGCGGAUACAAAGGGUGCGCGAGCAUAAACUGUGUUAUAAUUGUUUAUCGAGCACUCAUCAAAACAUGCAGUGUACGUUUGGCCCUUGCAAAAAGUGUCGACGCAAACAUAACUCACUGCUCCACCUUGAGAAGCCAGCUGAGUCACCCGCAACUCCGCAACAAAUUGAACAGAUUAAUACGAGCGCAGGGGCUCAAAAGAACUUCAGUGUUCACUCCGCUCAGAACCGCGAAUCAUACGUGUUAUUAGCAACUGCGCGCAUCUAUAUAUUUGAUAAAUUCGGUAACAAGCACGAGUGUCGCGUACUUCUAGAUCAAGGAUCGCAACCGCAUAUUACUACUGAACUCUGUCAGCGGUUGGGUUUAUCGUGCAAAGAAGUAGGUAUAACUUUAUCGGGUAUAGAGCAGGGAAGUCAAAACGUACCGUUUCAAACGACAGUAAAGAUUAGCUCACGCGUUACUGAUUUUACUACAACUAUUACAUGCCUGGUACUUAAGAAAAUAAGCGACGAGCUACCUACGCAAAGAAUCGCAUCAUCGCGCAUCGAUGUGCCGAAAGGAAUUGAAUUGGCCGAUCCAGCAUUCGAUCAGAUUCAACCCAUUGAUAUGCUGCUUGGAACAGCAUUGUUCUACGAACUAUUAUGCGUUGGACAAAUCAAGUUAAAGGAAGCGAACCGUAUUUUCAGAAAACUUUACUCGGAUGGAUCGUUGGUGGCAACGUGCAGUUACCUGCACAACCAAAAGUCAAAGGAACAACUCUUAGAGAAAGAUCCAGCUGAACAACAUUUUAGAGAAACUAUAACGCGCGACGAAACGGGAAGGUUUGUGGUAAGCAUUCCGUUCAAGGAGACAGAACUUUCGCUGCUUGGACUUUCAAGAGAAAUGGCAUACAAGCGUCUAUUGUCUAUUGAAAAAAGGCUUGAUAAGUACCCUGAAUUAAAGAAACAGUACGUGGGUUUUAUGCAGGAGUACGAGAGGCUUGGAGACAUGACUGAGGUACCGCCGGAACUGUGUGAUGAUAGUAUACCACAUUAUUAUCUGCCUCACCAUUCAAUUAUAAAUGGAGAAAGCACUACUACACCAGUACGAGUUUUUUUGAUGGCUCAGCAACAACAACUACAGGCAUCUCACUUAACGAAGCACAGCAUAUCGGGAUUCCCGUCCAAGACGAACUUUUUUCUAUUUCGGUACGGUUUCGAAUCCAUCGGUACGUGA
Molecule: messenger RNA, 2196 nt
Organism: Cephus cinctus (wheat stem sawfly)
Lineage: Eukaryota; Metazoa; Arthropoda; Insecta; Hymenoptera; Cephidae
Exons: 3
Coding region: 1-2196 (731 amino acids)
Source: RefSeq, a predicted model, not a curated record